AUGCGCAAGAACCUGUCCCUCCCAGGACUCCUCAGCCGCCCCAGCUACAGGACCUGCCCAGGCUCCGUCUCCUCCUCGUCCUCGUCUACAUCCCCCCUUCUGGGCCGCCUCCGCAGUCCUCGCCGGGAUGGGACCUCGCUGGGGGCGGGGCUGAGGGGCUGGAUCAGAAUAACUCGGUUAUCGGGGGGAAUCGAAUUAACUUCUUACGAGAGCGCCGAUCGGCCUGCCUUCCCGGCUGUGCGCGGAGCCGCAGGUGGGGAGGCCAGGGAAGAGCCCGCGCCCUACUCCGCAGUGCCCUACAAGUUCUUCCCAGAGCCGUCGGGCCUGCACGAGAAGCGCAAGCAGCGACGCAUCCGCACCACGUUCACCAGCGCUCAGCUCAAGGAGCUGGAGCGGGUCUUCGCCGAGACCCACUACCCGGACAUCUACACCCGCGAGGAGCUGGCGCUCAAGAUCGACCUCACGGAGGCUCGGGUGCAGGUGUGGUUCCAGAACCGCCGGGCCAAGUUCCGCAAACAGGAGCGCGCAGCCAGCGCUAAGGGUGCGGCGGGCGCGGCGGGCGCCAAAAAGGGCGAGGCGCGCUGCUCGUCCGAGGACGACGACUCCAAGGAGUCCACGUGCAGCCCCACGCCGGACAGCACCGCCUCGCUGCCGCCGCCGCCCGCGCCCGGUUGUGGCUACAACAAAAAUAUUUAUGAACAUUUCUCAAGAGGCCUUUCAGUUGGGGGUGCUUUUGGGGUGUGCCUAUUGUCCCUGUUUUGCUCGGGGGUUCUGUCCUCCUUUCACCGGAAGCCCGGCCCGGCCCUGAAGACCAAUCUCUUCUAGCCGCCGGUGUCUGGAGACUCCGAGCCUGCCCCUCCAGGACCCGACAGAGUCCCUCCCCAUCCCGGCCGCCCGCCCGGAAGUCUCCUCCGUCCCCCCUCCCCCGAUGUACGCCCCCUAGGCGCGCUCCCCAGCUUCGGAGACCAGGCCGGUCCGCUCUGAUCCUCGCCCACCCCUCCUGGCAGAGCGGGCUACUUUCCACCCGGGCGCGGGCGGACCGCCUCCAAGGGAGCCCACAGCCCCUUCCAGCUCCGCCUUCGUAGGAACCGGGAUCGAAUAGCGCGGGUCCCUAACAGUGCCCAAAGUGAGAGGGUGCCCACCGAGGGCAGCGCGGCCUCUCCCCGGCUCUGCGGCUGGCAGGACCGCGCCUUACACGAGUGCCCGAAAGGUCGCUGCCUCACCCUGGGGCCCACCUGAACUGAUCCCUGCCCCAACCCCACCGCCCGGAACAAGGGGCGACGCUGGGAUAAGAGCGGCCUGAAGGGUCCCCUCCCGUCCCCAGCAGACCUGGCGCCGACGUAGACUGCUGGAGGGGAGGGGCUGCCCGGGCACAGGACUGAGGAGUUUCCUUUUUCCCGACCUUUUUUUCUGUUCCUUUUUCUUUGAAAAACUUGUAAUUUAUUGAGGUGAGUUUUAUUCAAUCCAAAUAAAACUUAAUUUAUUGAAGACAUCACGCCAGCAACGCUCCUGAGUGCCCAGGGUGGGGACAGACUGCUUGCAAGAGCCCUGUCCCCGCUUGCGCGACAAGCGAGCGGGCACCGCGCUCCCCAGCGCAGGGUGGUGUAGACCAGGGAACAGAACUAAGCAAACGGACACUUUAUAGCUGAGAUCCUGCACCCCCGCCACCGAAUAAUAUUAAAGCGCCCUCCCUCCCCAAACCCACAGAGAAAAGCUUAAAUAAACCCGAGCCCGGUCCCCGGUCCCCGGGCUUUUCCUUCAUUUCCGGACGGACGAACAGGA
Molecule: messenger RNA, 1782 nt
Organism: Tupaia belangeri chinensis (Chinese tree shrew)
Lineage: Eukaryota; Metazoa; Chordata; Mammalia; Scandentia; Tupaiidae
Gene: PHOX2A
Product: paired like homeobox 2A
Exons: 5
Coding region: 1-825 (274 amino acids)
Biological process (GO): regulation of transcription by RNA polymerase II
Molecular function (GO): RNA polymerase II transcription regulatory region sequence-specific DNA binding; DNA-binding transcription factor activity, RNA polymerase II-specific
Source: RefSeq, a predicted model, not a curated record